This is a messenger RNA of Closterium sp. NIES-67, 657 nucleotides long. NCBI's taxonomy places the organism in Eukaryota, Viridiplantae, Streptophyta, Zygnematophyceae, Desmidiales, Closteriaceae. The record is from the annotation of a GenBank genome assembly.
GAACGUGAAGGAGUUGCAGCAGUUCCUAGGCUUCGCUAAUUACUACAACAGGUUCGUGCCACAAUAUGCGAAAAUCGCAGCACCACUCACGAAUCUGCUGAAGAAGAACACGCCCUACAAAUGGGAACCAAAGCACCAGGAAGCCGUGGAGCAGCUGAAACAAGCACUAACAUCCGCACCGGUGCUCAUCUUGCCAGAUCCCGAACGUGACUACGUCAUUGAAGCAGACGCCAGUGAUCAGGCCGUGGGAGCAGUCUUGAUGCAAGACCAAGGGAAUGGACUGCAACCCAUUGCCUACCUCAGCAAGAAACUGCACGGAGCAGAACUCAACUACCCGAUACACGACAAAGAGGCCCUUGCUAUCAUCAUCGCCUUCAAAGCAUGGAGAUGCUAUCUCGAAGGACGAAGAACAACCGUCUACACCGACCACUGCAGCCUGAAAUAUUUGAAGACACAACCCAACCUUUCCAGGCGGCAGGUCCGGUGGAUCGACUUCCUCGAGACACACUUCCACUACGACAUCGUGUACAAGCCUGGCCACAAGAACAAAGCAGACGCGCUCAGCCGGCCUGCACACUCCCAGCUGUAAAGACUUGAGACUUGGGGUAGUGCAGCGGAAGUUGAGGCAGUUGAACCCUUGUACUAGUAUGUGAGAAC